AUGAUAGCCACCGGCAAGAAGACUCUGCAUUGUCUUCCCUAUGAUCUUCUCUAUCAGAUCGUCUCGGGCAUUGACUGCUUUGACUAUAUCAAUCUCAGUCGAACCAACAGGACGUUGUAUAGUUUGCUACAGAAUGAUCUUCUUGCUAAGCGCUCUAUCGAGAACACCGUGCGCGAGUCCAAAGAGGCGCAGCUUGCUUUUGCCCAGAAAAUAUCUUUCCGAGAAGCUAUUGGCCGCAUAUAUGACGUGAAAGAUGCAGUUGCGUCAGCCAGUCCUUACUCAGUUGCUGUGCUGGCAUACGCCUCCACAUUCAUCUACCAAGAAGGUGUACUGUCCUAUUACUGUGCUAACGAAAUUCGGGUUUUAAAUGUUCACCAAGCCGACGAAACGGAGCAAGUCCUGAAUGUUCGUCAUGUCUUACAUCGAAUCAUCCCCACAUUUCGGGGCGAUGAAACCCGGAAUGUUUCAGUUGAGCUUUCACUCUUACAUUACUCCGCAGGAGUGCUGGCCAUCUUGGUGGAGAUUGGCGAUUCAAGCCCAUGGUUGAUUCUACUAGACGUGACCCCGGAUGGGUCAAAACGACCACAGGGCUGUAAAACAGGACGCCUCAAGUUCUUGCGACAAUUAGAAUGCACUCGACGACUGUUCGUUCGCCAUAACGGAACUUACUUGUUCUAUGGGGUAUAUUCAACCAUUGGUGUAUUGAGUGACCCGCAAUGGGUUGUCCAAUGUGUGGAUCUGACAAAAGGCGUCGACCAAGCGUAUGGUGAGCCGACACUCCUGGAUAAAUUUGCCGGCACAGACGUCGGACAAAACGUCUGCUUUGAAAUAUUUGACAGUCAUCUGUACGGAGUGACAAGUGUGUCUGACUCAGACGAAGAGCAAUUGCAUUGGGAAUCAUUCUAUGAGUGGGUAUGCAUUGCACCCGCGAGCUGUGCUCGUAGGGCCAAGCCUGAACGGAUCUUUCGAAGACUCCAUAAAGAGGGGCCAAUCAACGAUACCUGGUCAGAAAUAUCGUUGCGGAAAGAUGAAGCUACCGGAGUGCCGAUGAUCUAUGAAUGUAGACGUGAAUGGCGGUCUGGAGGAUCGGACUGUGUUCGUACAUAUUAUACAAAAGAUUUGAAGCGUCCAUCAGAGCCAUCGGCCAAAGAAAAGGACCAAUCUACAGCAACAACAACGCGUGAGGCUGAACCAACAACACCUCGUGAUACCUCACUGAUAUCAGCCCAUCCCGUGAUUAUAGGAGGAGCCGGACCAAGCAACAUCAACUUUGUUGUACCCGCAUCAACACCGCCAUUGGAGCGAUCCAAGGAGCCAUCAAAGCCACCGCUCCGAAUAGAGAAAAACACCCAUUCGGAGUACACAGACACGACAUCCCCGAGACGUGAUUUUAUCCUCGCCAAGACCAAAUACAGGACCUAUAACCCAUCUGCCUCUGCUUUUAUAGACCUCAUCAACGACCCCGAGCCCAGUACCACCGUGGGAGCCGUCCACGAUCGCUUACGUUUGCGGAUAUGCUCCCGCAAGCGAAAAAACCCGUUUGAAUCUGAUAACACACUAACUAAAAGACUAAAAGAUGACAGCACGGGAGAUAUAAUACCCCAUAGCGAUGAGCGAUAUGUCAGCAAUGGGAUUAAAAUGUGGCCGGAGGAGAGGGCAGAUGAAGAGUUGAUUGAUCUUUUAUGCCCGGCGAAGCGAGCUGCCAAUGUACAUGGGGUAGCAGAUGAGAGAACGCUCAUAUACUCUGUCGAUAUCGAAACCGCUGAACCCCACCAGCAGCAACAGCAAGCCAUUAUCUUAGUCAAUUUCGACUCGCGCUUACGAAUCCCAUCUUUGCGUAAUCCGAAACGAAUAAUUCCUGUUAAAUCAAAAACCCAAGAAGGAAAAACUGAUGCUCCAGUUGGCAUCGAUUUGCCUCGUCUUGGAGAUAUUAAGGAUAGACCAAAGGUCUCAGUAGGAUGUGAUUCGCAAGCUGGGAAAAUGUCGCGACCAAGAUCAAUAAGGAAAGAGCAGGCAUUGUAUCUGUUGAUUGAUAAGGGAUUUUGGUUCGAUAGGAAAGAAAGAGAUAAUAUACAAUAA
Molecule: messenger RNA, 2079 nt
Organism: Talaromyces proteolyticus
Lineage: Eukaryota; Fungi; Ascomycota; Eurotiomycetes; Eurotiales; Trichocomaceae
Exons: 2
Coding region: 1-2079 (692 amino acids)
Molecular function (GO): protein binding
Source: RefSeq, a predicted model, not a curated record